AUGGCCAAGAAAGGUUUUCUCGCUCUAGCUCUUGGGAUUUUCGUUUUCUGCGUCAACGCCCAGGGCUCUAUUCCUGCAGGGCUUGACCCAUGUCGAGAUGAUGGCUACGAUGCCGCGCGAUGGGCAGCCGACAACGCCAUUCGCCCCAAUUACGUUCCAGUGACGACUGAGACGAGGCCCAUCGUCGCUCAAAGAAUCUUCGACCAACUCCAGACAUCCGAGACUGGCCAGUCGUAUUCGACCAGUCUUGACCAGACCAGUGUACUCUACAUGACCGGCGUCACAGUCGAGCUCUUGCAGGCCCAAGUAGAGAAGUAUGGAGCACCCGAAGACCUUCCCCGGUCACUCGGUACUGGCUAUAACUCAGCCAUUCUUGCGGGAGAGAGAACAACUCUGCAAUUCUCCGGUCGGAUCGAAACCCACAACGGGUCGAUGAACCUGUAUGCUACUGGAGCCGGAACGGUAGCCACUCUUGAUGCUCCCCGAUUGUACAGCAGUGGUCCCGGGGCCAUCGGCCUCUUCUCUGUCCGGGAGGCCACUCUCAAUGUCACUGAUCUCCGCCACUGCUCGGGUGGCUUCAGGUCGCCCACCCUCGCUGGGUUGAAUAUUCACAGCCAAGGUGGUGUUGCCCACACCACGGGGCCGGGCUCUCCACUGAUGUACUCUCUGGGGCGGACAAUGUCGUACAACCUAACUGGAUGGGCCGAUGCGUCCCCUGCUAUCAUCAUGGAGGGACCCCAGUAUGUGCAUCUCAGCGGCUCUACCAUCGCGUCGGGAACGAUUGGCGGCUUCCUCUUCUUCGACUGGUCCAUCGCCGCACAGCAUGGUUCUGGCACAUUGGAGGCCACGUCUCUUAAUCUCACGGUCCGCGAGGGCCCGGCUUUUUAUUUGGCAACUUUUUCGGCCGACAUCAUUCUCAAGAGCGCCUGGAUCGAUAACCCGUCUGGAAUCCUGCUUCUCGCGGACACGAGCACUGCGUCGCGGGAUCUUGAGCGGAUCGAGCCUCAGCGUUGGAGCGGAAACCCGAUAUCGUCCAACUCAUCUCUGACAAUCACAGACACUCGCGGUAUCUCUGGUGACAUCGUCACACGAGGCGGCUGCACCGUUGCUGUUCGGUUACUCGCUAAUAGUAGCUGGGAAGGCGGUGCAAACGCGUCUCUCGUCAACGGCCGUGGGGGGUUGACGGUGCAGAUCGAUGAGACGAGCACAUGGACAGUUAGCAAGAACUCGUUCGUCCGAGGCCUUUCGAUUACCGGCGGCGAUGUCAGCCGUGUCGUGGACAGAAACGCUACUGUGGCGUACGACAAGUCUGCGCCCGAGAGCCUGUGGCUCCAGGGGCGGACAUACGCCUUGAAGAACGGCGGACAGCUUCGACCUUGGAACUAG
Messenger RNA from Colletotrichum higginsianum IMI 349063, 1386 nucleotides. RefSeq lists its product as uncharacterized. Bases 1 to 1386 code for a protein of 461 amino acids. The record is from RefSeq and is a predicted model, not a curated record. Lineage: Eukaryota; Fungi; Ascomycota; Sordariomycetes; Glomerellales; Glomerellaceae. The transcript has 3 exons.